Marasmius oreades (fairy-ring Marasmius) is the source of this 857-nucleotide messenger RNA. RefSeq names its product succinate dehydrogenase complex, subunit B (gene SDH2). Bases 34 to 855 code for a protein of 273 amino acids. The record is from RefSeq and is a predicted model, not a curated record. NCBI's taxonomy places the organism in Eukaryota, Fungi, Basidiomycota, Agaricomycetes, Agaricales, Marasmiaceae. The transcript is spliced from 7 exons. Gene Ontology annotation, biological process: tricarboxylic acid cycle; respiratory electron transport chain; aerobic respiration. Gene Ontology annotation, cellular component: mitochondrial membrane. Gene Ontology annotation, molecular function: 2 iron, 2 sulfur cluster binding; electron transfer activity.
AUUUACCUUCCUCCACUCCUUUCCACAUCCUCCAUGCAGGCCUCGGUAUCUGCCCUACGCGCUGCCACUAAAAGGGUGUCCCGCCCUCAUACUAGGGCAUUCUCUUCCACGCUUCCAGCUUUCCAGGCAGAGCCUUUGCAGAAGCCGAUUCUGAACAAAGAGUUCAAGAUUUACCGUUGGAACCCAGAUGAACCUUCCAAGAAGCCGACCUUGCAAUCAUACACAAUCGACCUUAACCAGUGUGGACCUAUGAUUCUCGAUGCUCUUAUCAAGAUUAAGAAUGACAUUGAUCCAACCUUGACCUUCCGACGAUCAUGCAGAGAGGGGAUCUGCGGUUCUUGCGCAAUGAACAUCAACGGGCAAAACACUCUUGCAUGCCUUUGCCGAAUUGACAGAAAUAGCUCCAAAGAUACCAAGGUUUAUCCUCUUCCUCACAUGUAUAUUGUGAAGGAUUUGGUACCUGACUUGACACAGUUCUAUCAGCAAUACAAGUCGAUUGAACCCUAUCUGCAAAAUGACAAUCCUCCUGAGAAGGGCGAAUUCAUUCAGUCUCAAGAGGAUCGUCGUAAACUUGAUGGGUUAUAUGAAUGUAUCCUGUGUGCCUGUUGUUCCACUUCUUGCCCAUCGUAUUGGUGGAACCAGGACGAAUACCUUGGUCCCGCUACAUUGAUGCAAGCUUACCGGUGGAUUAUUGAUUCCAGGGACGCGAAAGGUGCUCAACGCAAGGAGAAGCUACAGAAUGAGAUGAGCAUGUACAGAUGUCACACUAUUUUCAACUGUGCGCGAACUUGCCCUAAGGGACUCAACCCGGCGCGUGCCAUCGCCGAGAUCAAGCUCCAGUUAGCAGCGGAUUAGGG